Messenger RNA from Vigna umbellata (rice bean), 1936 nucleotides. It is a transcript of the gene SLP2, whose product is annotated as Calcineurin-like metallo-phosphoesterase superfamily protein. Gene Ontology annotation, molecular function: hydrolase activity. NCBI's taxonomy places the organism in Eukaryota, Viridiplantae, Streptophyta, Magnoliopsida, Fabales, Fabaceae. The record is from RefSeq and is a predicted model, not a curated record.
AUUGAUUGCACCUUAGGAAAAAAACAGAAAAGAAGAGGAGAGGGAAAGACCUGAAGAACAGAAAAGAUGACGCACAGGACCACAUCUUGUACAAAAAGUAAAGGACUUUCAUUUCUUUCCUAGUCUGCAACCUUUCGUAGCAUCCAAAACCGUCACGCAAUCUCAACCCCAAACCGUAGUUUCUGAAAAGAGAAUUUGAUCUGAGAAUAGCAGUGAACUGAAUAGCAAUGGGAAGAGAAGAAGAAAUCCCAACCUCAUCCUGCAAAGACAUUCCCAAUCUCUUAUCAUCAUUUGUUGACACCUUCGUGGAUUUCUCAGUCAGCGGUCUCUUCCUUCCUCCGCCGCCGCCAUCUCCUCCGCCUCUCCCAACUCGCCUUCCCUCGCCGCCACGCCUGGUCGCCAUUGGCGACCUCCACGGCGACCUCGAGAAGUCCAAGCAGGCCUUGCGCCUCGCGGGCCUCAUCGACACGGACGAUGUCUACAUCGGCGGCUCCGCUACUGUCGUGCAGGUCGGGGAUGUCUUGGACCGCGGUGGCGAUGAGCUGAAGAUAUUCUACUUCCUCGAGAAGCUAAAGCGUGAAGCGGCGCGGAGCGGAGGCAGAAUCAUCACCAUGCACGGCAAUCACGAAAUCAUGAACGUUGAGGGCGAUUUCCGCUUCGCAACAGAAUCCGGCAUCGAGGAAUUUAGGGUUUGGUGGGAGUGGUUCCAAGUUGGGAACAAAAUCAAGAGCCUUUGCCACGGUUUGGAAAAACCGAACGACCCAAUGAGAGGCGUUCCCUCGUCGUUCCGCGGAGUGAGGAAAGAGUUCCAUGAUGGGUUUCGGGCCCGGGUCGCGGCUUUGCGGCCCAAUGGCCCAAUUGCAAAUAGGUUUCUGUCUGAGAACGUCACCGUUUUGGUCGUUGGGGAUUCUAUUUUCGUGCACAGUGGAUGUUGGAAAGGAACCAGGGCUCGGAAUGUUGCUUGGGGAACAGGGUGGACCAAAGCAAGUCGAAGUUCAGGCUUAAAGAAUGAUAGUGGAUUGCCUAUACCAUCAUUGAUUAGUAUGUCAUUAUUUCCAAUCACUCUGUAUCAUUGUAGACUAUUAGUAUGUUUGGUUUUGGUUUUGCUUUUGAAGUUACACAUCCAUAUUUCAUGUAUAAAAAAAUGGAAUUAUUUAAAAUAUUUUCAACUCAAGUUCAUCACCUUUUACAUCUGAAAGGAAACUAAACAUGGAUAUGCAUACAUGGAUUUGGUUGGUUGAAUUUUAUAAUGUGUAAAUUACUUUUCAGUCAUCUUGGUGCAAGGGUAAAGUUUGGGUCUUGGUCACCCCAAACAACACUUCUUUUUGCAAAGUACAGAAAUAAGAAAGAAAUGUCACGGUACAAAAGGAAAGUGUGGUUUCUUCAGAAAAGGAAAGUUCUUAUCAAUAUAGUCUUCUAGUUACCCUCCAAGUUGUUAAAAUCAUAAGGGCAAUAGGAUCAGGAGUGCUUAGGGAAAUGAGGUGUUACUUUGUUUGUCUGGAAAACUUGACCAAUCAUCAUAAACUGUUUUUACAAGCUACCAAUGUCUCCAAAUGUUAGUGCAGAAAGUUUUCAGCUAGUGUCCAUGAUGGUCUUCAGAUAGUGUCUGGAUCGAGAUAAGAGGUGAAUACCCGUAAAACAUGUUCAAGUACUUGAAAAAUAAUAGUUAUUAAUGAAUAGUAUUUAUGUUGUAUUCAUUGUAUUUAUAAUUUUUUUUAGUGGACAUUUUUCUGAUUUGGCCUUGAUUACUGUGCUUCCGUAAUUUUAUUGUCUGACUAAUGUCCUAACUACCGUCUUUAGUCAUUGAUCUUAAUCAAAUGUUGUAAUUAUUUUAUUGGGAUGUUUAGCUGUUGUGGCUCUGUCAAACCAUAGCAUAUACUUAGCUAUUGUAGUUGUUCCGACAUCUUUUUGAAACUUGGUGUACAUAAGCAAUUGA